Messenger RNA from Xiphias gladius (swordfish), 1261 nucleotides. RefSeq names its product C-X-C chemokine receptor type 4-like. Lineage: Eukaryota; Metazoa; Chordata; Actinopteri; Istiophoriformes; Xiphiidae. Gene Ontology annotation, molecular function: G protein-coupled receptor activity. Bases 16 to 1119 code for a protein of 367 amino acids. The record is from RefSeq and is a predicted model, not a curated record. Gene Ontology annotation, biological process: brain development; neurogenesis; G protein-coupled receptor signaling pathway. Gene Ontology annotation, cellular component: membrane. The transcript is spliced from 4 exons.
GGGACUGUCUCCAUCAUGUCAUACUAUGAGCACAUCCUCUUUGACUAUGACUUAAAUGACACAGGCUCAGGUUCUGGAUCUGGUGAGGUAGGGGCGGAUCUGGAGGAGCCCUGUGAGGUGGAACAUGUGAUGACCACUGAGCUUCAGCAGGUCUUCUUGCCGGUGGUCUAUGCUCUCAUCUUCAUCCUGGGCAUCACUGGAAAUGGCCUGGUUGUCAUCGUGUUGGGCUGCCAGCGCAGGUCAAAGUGCAGCCUCACAGACCUUUAUCGCCUCCAUCUCUCAGCUGCUGAUCUCCUCUUUGUUCUGGCGCUGCCUUUCUGGGCCGUGGAUGCAGCCCUGUCUGACUGGCGCUUCGGGGCGGCCGCCUGCAUUGGUGUGCAUGUUAUUUACACAGUCAACCUGUACGGCAGCGUGCUGAUCCUGGCAUUCAUCAGCCUGGACCGCUACCUGGCAGUAGUCCGAGCCACAGAUACCAACACCGGUGGGCUGAGGCAGCUGCUGGCUCACAGAUUGGUGUAUGUAGGUGCCUGGUUGCCUGCUGGCCUGCUGGCAGUGCCCGACUUAAUAUUUGCCAGGACUCAGGAGGGAGGAGAGGGGGCCACCCUGUGCCAGCGAUUCUACCCAGCAGACAAUGCUCUUCUCUGGGUUGCAGUCUUUCACCUCCAGCUUGUCCUGGUGGGUCUGGUGAUCCCCGGCCUGGUCCUUCUGGUGUGUUACUGUGUCAUUGUCAACAGGCUGACCCGGGGCCCAUUAGGGGGCCAGAGGCAGAAGCGGCGAGCUGUCAGGACCACCAUCGCAUUGGUGCUCUGCUUCUUCGUGUGCUGGCUGCCCUACGGCGUGGGCAUCUCUGUGGACACUCUGCUGCGCCUGGAGGUCCUGCCCCGCAGCUGCAACCUGGAGGCUUUUCUAGAUGUGUGGCUGGCAGUGGCUGAGCCCAUGGCAUACGCACACUGCUGCCUUAACCCGCUGCUUUAUGCCUUCCUGGGGGCCGGGUUCAAGAGUUCGGCCCGCAGAGCCCUCACUCUGAGCCGGGCCUCAAGUUUGAAGAUAUUACCAAGAAGAAGAGCUGGGGCUUCCACGACCACAGAGUCCGAGUCCUCCAGUUUACACUCCAGCUAGUGUUGACGCGUGCUGUUGGGUGUGUGUGUACUGUAUAUACUGUAUGCAUGUGUGUUUGUGAGGAAGUUUACACAAAGUAUCUGAGAAAGUAAGGAGCAGUCUGCUGGACCAUGACUUGUCUUCUCCCUCGUUGUGGGGUUUU